Molecule: messenger RNA, 2735 nt
Organism: Oenanthe melanoleuca
Lineage: Eukaryota; Metazoa; Chordata; Aves; Passeriformes; Muscicapidae
Product: transcription factor E2F2-like
Exons: 6
Coding region: 344-1696 (450 amino acids)
Biological process (GO): regulation of transcription by RNA polymerase II
Cellular component (GO): RNA polymerase II transcription regulator complex
Molecular function (GO): protein dimerization activity; RNA polymerase II cis-regulatory region sequence-specific DNA binding; DNA-binding transcription factor activity, RNA polymerase II-specific
Source: RefSeq, a predicted model, not a curated record
GAACGCUCGGGGCCGGGCGCGAUCGGGCGGGAGCGGAGCCGGGCGCGGGGGUCCCGGCCCAGGCGGGGCCGCGCUGCGGCCGCCCCGGCCCCGUACGGCCGCAGUGCGGCUGAUUUUUGGGGUCAAAAGCGAAUUUUCCGCCUGUAUCGUCGGUAUCGCUGCUGCGUUCCUCUCUGCAGGUUUUUCGGGGGGAAUCUGGGAAGCGGCCGGUGGCAUCGCCCGCCAGAGUGGCUCUACCUCCCCCAAAAUGCCACGGCUGAGAUUGUGACCCCCUCCCGGCUACGGAAUUGCGGGGUGCUCCUGCCCCCUUCCCCGGGCUGGGCUUUUUGGAAAGGACUUUACAAUGCUGCGGCUCCCCAGGGGAGUGUCCCCCGUCCCGGGGAGAGGGGGUACCGCCCUCCCGGCCCCCCCUCCCCACCACCACCCUAAGAAGGUCAUGUCACUGAUGGGCUCCUGUGAUCCGGGGGCUUCCAGCCUGGGCAGCCCACCGUUAUCCACAGGCUGUUUCACCCAGGUCUACACGCCAGCGGCUGUCAGCGGGCCCGCUUCCCGGGGCGGGGGUCUCUGUGAUACCCCACAAGGCCCCGAACUCAGGACCCUCUCUUCGGCCUCGGUGGGACGGCUGCCGGCCAAGAGGAAGCUGGACCUGGAGGGCCCCGAAUUUCGCACGCCCAAGGGGAAGGGCUGGACACUGGUGCAGAUCCCCAGCCCCAGGACCCCUAAAUCUCCCGGAGAGAAAACUCGCUACGACACCUCACUGGGGCUGCUCACCAAAAAAUUCAUCCAUUUGCUGAAUGAGUCUCCUGAUGGUGUUGUGGAUCUGAACCGGGCUGCUGAGGUGCUGGAGGUGCAGAAACGUCGCAUCUACGACAUCACCAACGUACUGGAGGGCAUCCAGCUCAUCCGCAAGAAAUCCAAGAACCACAUCCAGUGGAUGGGGACAAGGAUCUUUGAGGACACAGCGAUGGUGGCAAAGCAACAAGUGCUGCAUGGAGAACUGGCUGAACUGGCUAGGACAGAGAGGAUGCUGGACCAGCUCAUGCAGGACUGUGCCCUGCAGAUCCAGCAGUUGGCUGACAAUGAGACCAACCAGAGGCUGGCAUACGUCACCUACCAGGACCUCCGUGCCAUCAGCAGCUUCCAGGAGCAGACGGUAAUUGCUGUGAAGGCUCCCCCUGAGACGCAGCUGGAGGUGCCGGACUUCAGCCAGGAAAACUUCCAGCUCCACCUGAAGAGCACCAACGGCCCCAUUGAGGUGUACCUCUGCCCAGAGGAGAUCACAGAAGAAAGCCCCACCAAGGACCACCCUGUUCCCUCUGCUGCCACCUCCCCACAGGACCACCCCGUAUCCCUUUCCCUGCCAAACAGCUCCCCAUCAGCCACACAGCCACCCCACCCCAUCUCCCAGAGCUGGGGGAGCACAGGAACUGCUCUUCCACCCCCAUCUUUGCCUCUCCCCAUCCAGGGGGGACCCAGCUCACUGCUGGAGAUGGAACCUGGGCUCCUGGGCUCCCCUGCCCAUCUUCUGCAGCAGACUGAGGACCAGCUGCCCUGCACCCCCUCCCACCUGGAUUUAGGACCCUUUGUCACCUUCUCGCCCCCCCUGGAGCAUGAUGACUAUCUCUGGGGGCUUGAGGGCGAGGGAGUCACGGACCUCUUUGAGACAUAUGACCUGGGGGACCUGCUGAAGCACUGAGUGUCCCCCUAGUCCCCAUUGCCUGUGUACCAUCUGGCCACUUGUGUCCUGAGCGUGUGGGAUCUGUGUGGGCUGUCUGGAAAGACUGGGAUAUGCUGGGGAGCACUGGGUUUUCUGAGGAUGGGAGGGAGAGGGGGACUUGUGUUGCUCACCCGUGUGGCUUCUCUGCACUCUUCUGGGUUAGUUGUCACCUCACUGGGCACCGGGAGUGCUCUGGGAUGAACCCAUCCCAGCAUCCCCCCAUAAAUCCAUGGGGCACUGUGCUUCCCACCAUAAUCCGCCACCACCUUGGUGGACUGGAAGUGCCUUUGGGUGCCCCAGAUGAGUCAGGGGCACCCUUGGGUGGCAGAGAAACCUCUGCCCAGAAUGGGCUAUGUCAUGUUUUGUGGUCACUCCAUCUGUUCCUCUGUUAAACUGGUGGUUCGUCAUGGUCACAGCAGGUUAUUUCCAGUGGCAUUUUUUCCACCAUGGCUGGAAUAUCCUUAAAAAAACAUUGAGGCAGCAAAGCUGAAGUCACCUUUCAGUGAAGGAAGGAUGAAGCUCACAUGGCUCCAGCAAAUCUCAGGCCAAGACAUGGAGCCAAUUCCCUGAGGAGCUGCAGCCCUCUGCUCCAGUCUAUAUGUCUAUACCAGCUCCCUCUGGCCUCUUGGAGCUACUAGUGCUGGGAGUAUCAAAACUGGAAUGUACUGGAAAGGGUUUGCCUGGAGGAGGCAAUGACCUGCAGAGAGGGGCUUGGGAAACAGUUUGGGGCAAGCCCUGGGACAUGGGGUAGGAUAGGAUUUUUAACUGUGCCAUUCCUUGCAAAAUAUCUGUAAUUAUUGCACUGUAUUUAUCUGGGUCCCCCCUUUGGUGUGGGGCUGGGAGGGGUUGGAUUGUCUGUGGGUGUAUUUAAGUUGUCCUUCCAUGGUUGUUGGUACUCCUGUAGGUUGGCUCAAGAGAUGGUGUGGGUGAGAAUAUGUUUUGGUCUGGAAAAACUUUUAGCACUUGAUGUUUUCUGCCCACGAGGAGUUGAAAUAAAACAAAAUUGUGGAGUUCUAAA